CAUGCACACGCUCGCUCGCACACACACCAUUCGCUCUAAUCCCUGCUAUUUUUGAACAUGUUGUUGCUAAAAAGCAGACAGCUAAUCGAGUAAUAGGAUUGGAAAUAAAAGCAGGGUUAAAUCCAGAGGAGGGAGCAGAGGUUGGGUAUAAAGGCAGAGCGUGGGAGGGGAAGCAUCAAACCAGCCUCACAUCGCUGAAGGAUUACACAGAAGACAGGAGGAAACUUGCACUCCUAGAACACACCCAGGCCACAACCCUUAGAAGCAGACAUGACUGCAAAGGUCUAUAAAAAAACCAGCCCCAACACCAAGCUCACUCUGUACUUGGGAAAGAGAGAUUUCGUAGACAAUGUGGAUUCCGUCGAGGAAGUUGAUGGGGUUGUGCUGGUGGACCCCGAGUACCUCAAGGACAGGAAAGUGUACGUGGUGCUGGCCUGUGCGUUCCGCUACGGGAGGGAUGACCUGGAAGUGUAUGGGCUGUCGUUCAGGAAGGACAUCUACCUGCACACUGUGCAGGUGUUCCCACCCACCGGAGAGGAGAAGAAACCCCAAACCCACUUGCAGCAGCAGCUGCUCAAGAAACUGGGCGAGUACGCCUACCCAUUCAACAUCACGAUACCAACUAACCUGCCCUGCUCAGUCACCCUGCAGCCCGGCCCUGACGAUGUCGGCAAGUCCUGCGGGGUCGACUUUGAGGUCAAGGCGUUCUGUGCGGAGAACCUGGAUGAGAAAAUUCACAAAAGGAAUUCAGUGCGGCUCAUCAUUCGGAAGGUGCAGUUCGCUCCCACCAACACAGGGGAGGCCCCGAAGGCAGAGACUGUGAGGCAGUUCAUGAUGUCAGACAAGCCCCUCCAUCUGGAGGCUUCUUUGGACAAGGAGAUCUACUACCAUGGAGAGACCAUCCAAGUGAAUGUGAAAAUCACCAACAACACCAACAAGAUUGUCAAGAAAGUCAAAGUGUCAAUUGAUCAGAUGACAGAUGUCGUGCUGUACUCCCUGGAUAAAUACUCCAAGACCGUGCUGUCAGAGGAAUUUGCUGACAAUGUAAGCGCUAACUCCACCUUCACCAAGGUGUACAGCGUCCUGCCCCAGCUCUCCGACAACCGGCAGAAGCGUGGCCUGGCGCUGGAUGGCAAGCUGAAGCACCAGGACACCAACCUGGCAUCAACCACCUUGCUGCGGCCCGGAAUAGAUAAGGAAGUAUUGGGAAUUCUAGUGUCCUACAAGGUGAAGGUCAACUUGAUGGUGUCUCGAGGAGGCGUCUUGGGAGAUCUCACUGCCAGUGAUGUUGCCGUGGAGAUUCCCUUCACUCUGAUGCACCCCAAGCCCAGCGAAAGCGUCAGCCAGGAAGACAUUGUGAUCGAGGAGUUUGCUCGUCAAAAUCUGCACGGAGAGAAGGAUGACGAAGAGGAGAAAGAGGAGAAAGAGGAGGCCUAAGCAGCAAGGCCUGUCAGAACCAGGCCAGACGGGUGGACAUACAAAAAGACAGACAGACAGAUGGACACUCCUGGACCGACCACACCAGCUUUUCGGCACAAAUUAAAAAGUGUUCCGAACAUGCAAACAAUGCUCAGUUACUAAAUAAUAAAGAUAUAUUCCAGGUACAGAUCACCUUCCUUGUUUAUUGGCAGUAUGGUUUAUUCCAAUGAGAUUUUGACAUAGCUUGUAUUGCCUAGUGUCAAUUAAUGCAGUGUCCCCCCUGGCUUGGAGAAGCUCAGAGCAGUGUGGUCAAAAGGAAUCUGUGGACAAUGGAACAAGGAGGUCUGCAAAGGGUUGUCUGUUCACCCUUCGGUAUCCAGCCCACGUAGUUCGUUUUCAGAGUGUAGCCAUUUCUGGUUUUGUGUAAUGUUCAGUAAUAUAGGAGGAGCUUGCAUAGUGAAAACACAACACCAGUGAAGCUAAACAAAGCAAUUUAAAUGCAAUACAUAGAACAGAAGAAAUUCCGUUCUGAAUCAGCAAAAUUGUCAUGUAAAAGCUUAUGUAUUUUAACAAGGGACAAACUUCCAUAUACAAGCACCCUCUCACUCCUCAAUGUUAUACAUUGCACCUUUUCUUUAAACCCCACAUAAACACACAUAUCCAACCCCUAGUUAAUUACAGACUCAAUUUCUGAGGAUCAGAAUACAGCUGGCAGCACAUUUCUGCAUGGAAGUCUAGCUGCUUCAGUGCAGAGUGAAUGCUCCCCUGCAUUUUGAAUGAGGGUUCAUUCAUUGUGGAGUUGUAAUUAGAAUGUGCCUCAGUCUUUUAUGUUCAUGCAAUUCAUUUUGGAAGAGAAAGCUUUAUUUGGUUCGUGUGUGAAUGUGGAGAACUGCGGAGACGAAUAAAACUGUUAGAACUCUUAAUACGAACUUGGUGUGAUUUUUGAAAAAAACAAAACAUUGCUUUAACAUUCCCCAGUAUAUUGCAGUAACAUGACAGUAACAUAUAAAAAUGAGGGAAGUUUAGGGAGGUUUUGACCUCCAGGUCGUUCUCAUGGGAGAGUGUACUCAAUAGGAACAGUGGGUUACAGCGCAGUAGGGAAGCUCAGACACUGCUCCAAACACGUCUUCACUUUCUGCCUUGAUCAGUUUAUAAAGUUUUAACAAAUAACAUUAGAAUACAAAUAUGUUUUACUUUUCAAAGUGCUAGUUGCAGUGGGGGGUGGAGCGGGGACUACAGUUCAGGUUAAACUAGUCAGUUUGAUGGGUGGCACUGCAGUAAUACGCCACCAUUGCCUAAAAUGCACAGCUUCUGCUCUUGCAACUCACAACAGCAAGAUAACGCCGACCUGUUCAGCU
Messenger RNA from Polyodon spathula (Mississippi paddlefish), 2777 nucleotides. Its product is annotated as beta-arrestin-1-like. Bases 271 to 1437 code for a protein of 388 amino acids. Gene Ontology annotation, molecular function: G protein-coupled receptor binding. The transcript is spliced from 17 exons. The record is from RefSeq and is a predicted model, not a curated record. Lineage: Eukaryota; Metazoa; Chordata; Actinopteri; Acipenseriformes; Polyodontidae. Gene Ontology annotation, biological process: visual perception; signal transduction; G protein-coupled receptor internalization.